Nerophis ophidion (straightnose pipefish) is the source of this 1427-nucleotide messenger RNA. It is a transcript of the gene hnf4g, whose product is annotated as hepatocyte nuclear factor 4, gamma. The transcript is spliced from 11 exons. The record is from RefSeq and is a predicted model, not a curated record. Lineage: Eukaryota; Metazoa; Chordata; Actinopteri; Syngnathiformes; Syngnathidae. Gene Ontology annotation, molecular function: RNA polymerase II cis-regulatory region sequence-specific DNA binding; nuclear receptor activity; zinc ion binding. Gene Ontology annotation, cellular component: nucleus. The coding region runs from base 45 to 1406 and encodes 453 amino acids. Gene Ontology annotation, biological process: anatomical structure development; cell differentiation; regulation of transcription by RNA polymerase II.
UAAAGGGAAGACGACUGGAUGUAGAAAAGGAGGACAACACAGGAAUGAAGUACCUCGCCACUCCUCAGAAUAAAUCCCUAUUAGAUAUGGAAGUCGCCAACUACUGUGACUGUCUGGAUCCCUCAUACAGCACACUGGGCUUUGACAAUGCUGAGGUACUUUAUGGAGAGAGCAUGCCAACCGAAGCGAGCCUACCCGGUCCGGACGGGGCCAACACCAACUGUGCCAUCUGUGGAGACAAAGCCACGGGGAAACAUUAUGGCGCCUCCAGCUGCGAUGGCUGUAAAGGCUUCUUCAGGCGCUCCAUACGCAAGAGCCACAUCUACACCUGCAGGUUCAGCAGACAGUGCAUCGUUGACAAAGAUAAGAGGAACCAGUGUCGCUUCUGCAGACUCAACAAAUGCUUCAGAGCUGGCAUGAAAAAAGAAGCCGUGCAAAACGAAAGAGAUCGAAUCAGCUCCAGAAGAAGUAUGUCUGACUCUCAAGACAUACCGCCCAUCACCGUUUUGGCCCAAGCUGAAUCCCUAUCCCAACAGAUAAGUGUUCCGGUUGGAAUAGCAGACAUAACAAAGCAGAAAACAGCCACAGUUGGAGAUGUGUGUGAAUCAAUGAGACAGCAAUUGCUGGUGUUGGUGGAAUGGGCAAAAUACAUCCCUUCUUUUGGAGAGCUACUACUGGAUGACCAGGUAAGCUUGCUCAGGGCUCAUGCAGGCGAGCACCUCCUACUAGGAGUGGCCAAAAGGUCAAUGCCAUUCAAGGACUUCCUGCUUCUAGGUAAUGGCUGUGUGAUACACAGGAACAGUCCAGAGCCGGAGAUGUGCAGGGUAGCAAACCGAGUUCUGGAUGAGCUGGUACUGCCUUUCCAGGAUAUUCAAAUGGAUGACACAGAGUACGCAGCACUCAAGGCCAUUGUCUUCUUUGACCCUGAUGCAAAAUCUUUGCGGGACCCUUCAAAGAUCAAAGCAACGCGUCUGCGGGUCCAGAUGAGUCUGGAAGACUAUAUCAAUGACCGCCAGUAUGACUCGCGGGGUCGUUUUGGGGAGCUGUUACUCCUUCUGCCCACCUUGCAGAGCAUCACCUGGCAGAUGAUUGAGCAACUCCAGUUCAUCAAGCUGUGUGGUUUGGCCAAGAUAGACAACUUGCUGCACGAGAUGCUGCUGGGAGGCUUGACAUCCGAACCCACGCAUUUGCACCAUCCAGCACACAGCCAGCUGACCCAGGACCCGGCCACUGGACACACACUACUCAUCAGCACCAUGCCUAUAACACACAUGCCACAGAUAUCCUCUCCAGACACUCCCAUCCCUUCACCUCCUCAGGGUCAAGCACCAGAGAUGUACAAACACUUUCCUCAGCCUAGUUGUCCUCCAACCAGUCCUUCACCCUCAGCACAGGCAGACCACUGAUCCAGGAUCUGUGUCCUAUAC